Molecule: messenger RNA, 1419 nt
Organism: Plasmodium inui San Antonio 1
Lineage: Eukaryota; Apicomplexa; Aconoidasida; Haemosporida; Plasmodiidae
Exons: 1
Coding region: 1-1419 (472 amino acids)
Biological process (GO): protein secretion
Cellular component (GO): endoplasmic reticulum membrane
Molecular function (GO): guanyl-nucleotide exchange factor activity; GTPase activator activity; protein binding
Source: RefSeq, a predicted model, not a curated record
AUGAACGAAAUAAAAAUUUCCUACCUAAACUAUCCCAUAUAUGGAAUAGGAUCCAAUGAUAAGUACGUGGUGACGUCGGGGGGAGGGGGGGGGAAGAGCUAUGGAAUCGAAGACCUCCUUGACAUCAACACGUUUAACGAGAAGGAGAAGAAGCUGCAAAUCCUGUGGUCGACGACGGAGCAAAGAGGUGUUGUCGAUUCGAUUAUCUAUGAUGAGAAAUACGACAUAUGGUUAGGCUCCGUUAGGAACCAGUGUGUCAUUUUUCAAAUAAAUGAAGACACGGGUCCGAACAUCAUACACAGCUUCGUCACGGACUUUAGUGAGAAGCACUCCAGACAAGUGGUCGUGAAGUUUUCCUCCACCAGUAAUUUUAUUUUAACAGGAGGGGAGGACAAGACGUUGAAGUUGUGGAAGCUCAGAAUUGCAGAGGGGGACGCUAAGGGGGGGACAUCGGCAGGAGGAGAAGCGGGAGGGGGAGGAACAGGAGCAACAAGGGGAGAAGCAGGAGGUGGAACAGGAUCAGGAACAGACGGAGCAGCAACCGCAAAACCCGCAACGGGAGCAGCCACCGCAGGAAGGGUGCCCAUCGGGAAGGACAGAAAUUUCUUCAUCGACACGACCAGCAGCAUAGUGGAGCACAUAGGAGACUUCAAAGGACACGAAGAAUGCAUCAAAGAUUGCGACAUAGCAGAAGACGAAAAAAUCGUAUGCACUUGUUCGUCAGACAAUUCACUUAAAAUAUGGGAUACACACACGUUUGUAAAUCUCCACACAGAACAAAUGAUUAAUCCGAAACAGAAAAGUGAUAAGUUAAACUUCCGAUGCUGCAAAUUUUUGAGAAAUACAAAAAGGAAGGAUCAUUUUGUUUAUACCCUGUUAACGACUGCCUAUACAUCGAGAGGCAAUAGCUACCUCAUCAUCUGGAAUGUCCUAUUUGAUGACAAGAAGGAGAAAUUUAGCUGCACAAAGGAGAAGUUUAUUUGGUUGGAUGACAGACCAUGCUGCAAUAUCGCCAUAAGUCAGAAUGAGAAGUUUCUUGCCCUAGGCUUCAGCACAGGUGCCCUAAAGAUAUACAAUAGUAGGUAUUCCCUCUUAGCGCAUUACAAGAAGCAUGAGCUUCCCAUCACAGCUAUGUGCUUCAUCAAAAAUGAUAGCUUCUUACUUUCCGCUGGGGCUGACUAUAGCAUAAGUUGCGUUCACAUUAAUUCAUUUAGCUUCCGUUACUUGAGGAAGGCCUGGAAGGUUCUCCUCAUAUUGAUGAUAAUAACGAUUGUGUGCAUAAUUAUGCUCGAUUUUUUUAACGUUGGUUAUGACCUGCGCAUGAGGGAUAUCAUUGAGAGCAAGGCAGGAGGGGCCAAGACAAAGAGGAAUGGCCCCAAGCCAUCCCGCGGUCCGCCCGCUUCCUCCGAUGAGCUGUGA